Ailuropoda melanoleuca (giant panda) is the source of this 2771-nucleotide messenger RNA. RefSeq names its product shroom family member 1 (gene SHROOM1). Gene Ontology annotation, biological process: cell morphogenesis; actin filament bundle assembly. The coding region runs from base 171 to 2480 and encodes 769 amino acids. NCBI's taxonomy places the organism in Eukaryota, Metazoa, Chordata, Mammalia, Carnivora, Ursidae. The transcript is spliced from 9 exons. Gene Ontology annotation, cellular component: adherens junction; apical plasma membrane; cortical actin cytoskeleton. Gene Ontology annotation, molecular function: actin filament binding. The record is from RefSeq and is a predicted model, not a curated record.
CCGGCGGCCAUCGGCUCUCCGGGCGUCCCCGGAGUCCCGCCGUCGCGCCACACCGCGUGACUCUGCCGCCCCCUGCGGUCGCCAGGCCAGUGCCUCUCUCCCGCCUCGACUCUGAAGAGCUUGAAGCCGCAGGCCCCGCGGAGCUGGCGUCAGCACUCACUUGCGCAGCCAUGGAGGCCCCGGGGCCUGGGGGCGACCGUACCUCCCCAGCCUCGUCCACUCGCAGCCUGGACCUGCGGCGGCUGUCCGCGCGCGCCGACUCGGCCUACAGCUCUUUCUCCGCGGCCUCCGGCGCUCCCGAGCCGCGCACGCCGUCGCCUGGGACCGACCUCCUCCCUUACCUAGACUGGGACUACGUGCGCGUGGUGUGGGGCGGCCCGGCCCCGGCCUGCAGCCUUCGCACGUCCCCGCAGCCCCGGCCCGCGGCCGCCGCGCGCAGUGGGCCGCGGCCCCGGGAGGUCCGGGGGAACGCCGGGGCCGCUCACCACCCCGGCGGCGGCGGGGAAGCGGAGCCGACGCGCUCCGGGGCUCCCUCGAGGGGAACCGUUGGCCGGGGGCGCCUAGCCACCCAGCAGCGGAAGUGGUGCUUCUCCGAGCCAGGGAAGCUGGACUGCGUGGGUCGGGGCGGUGGAUCUGCAGGGGAAUGCUCGGGGGAGGCCGGCUCCGGUUCUAGCAUUGCCAGGCCCGAGCCCCAGGAGCGUAGGGUGCUGGAAGAGUUCGAAGGUCACCGGAACAGACGGCUGCCUGAGACCCAGCCCCGAGGUGUAGAGGACCCAGAACCUCGAUCCCUGAAGCUUGGUGAUGCCUAUAGGCCUUCUAGUCGGAGUCGGAGCGAUUCAGGGGAAGUCUUGGCUCCCUGGCGAGGUCCAGGAGGGGUCAUGCCCGUUGUCCAGGCUGUUCCCCAAGGAGCAGAAUCCCCCAGACCAUUGUUUCAGGCCAAACUUGCCAGGUUCCUGACUCAGAAGGAAGCUGCAGCCGUGUGCCCCGCAGAGUAUCCCCGGAGCAGCCCCACUGACUGGGAACAGAGGGUCUCAGAGACAUGCAUGGGGUCUGCCUGGCUCCCAUCCCUUCCAGAUGAUGAGGUUUUCCUGGAAGAAGUCCCCCUGGUCGGAAGGAGAUCACCUCCAGACACCCAUGCCCCCCCAGGAAACCCACCCAGUGUCCAUGUCUCUGACCAGCAGUAUGGAACUGGCUCGGGCCAGAGGGCUGACCAGGCUACAGUUACCCCGGAGCACCCCCUCCAUGAGCACCCAGAGACUGCAGGGGCAGAUGACUGCUGGCAGAGGAUAAAUGGUUCAGUGGGUGUCUCUAAGACCAUAAGCUAUAGCUCCCCUGGGACUGCAAAUGGCGACAUCGCAACCUUUGACCCCAGUGGACUGCUGACCAUUGACUCACUUGCAGCUGCAGAGAGCGACCCUCUCAAACCUCUCCCAGUUGAUGCCCUGAGACCUCCAAGCAACAAUACCCCUGGUGCUCCUGGCCAUACUGCCCUGGCUUGGGGCACGGGCCAGCCUGGUUCCAGGCCAACAUGGCCCAGUCCUCACCUUGAGGAGCUGGUUCAGGAGCUGGCCCGACUGGAUCCCUCUAUGAGUGACACUCUCACUUCCUGUCCCAGCCCAGAGCUGCCCCUGGACCUCCUAGAUGGGCUCGUUCCUUUAGCAGAGGUCUGGGCUGCAAUGAGGCCAGCCUGUGAGGAGGCUGGGAAGGAGGCUGGUGGUAGUCCUGAGCCAGGGUUCUAUCUAUUUAGCUCCAGCCAGCUCCUGCCAACUUCUCAAGAGGAUUCAAGGUUUGAAAACCAUACCACCCACUCUGUGCCUGACCAGGCCUGUGGCCAGGGUCUCCCUGAUCCAAAUAACAGCAUCCAAGCCAAGAAAAUGGAGCUAGCCGACCUCCUCCAGAAGAUGCUGCGGAACCUUCAGGCGGAGCAGGAGCAGCUGCACGGCGCGGCCCAGGCUUGGGCCAGGCGCGGGGCUGUUCUGGAGGCCGCGGUGAGCCAGGCCUGUGCUCCCCGCGACCUAGAGCGGUUCAGCAGGUUCAUGGCCGACCUAGAGCGCGUGCUUGGCCUGCUGCUGCUGCUGGGCAGUCGCCUGGCCCGCGUGCGGCGCGCCCUGGCCCGGGCGGGCGCAGACAGCGACCCAGAAGAGCAGGCCUCUCUGCGGCAGCGGCUCGGGCUCCUGCAGCGGCAGCGGGAAGACGCCAAGGAGCUGAAGGAGCACGUGGCGCGGCGCGAGCGGGCCCUACGCGAGGUGCUGGUGCGGGCCCUGCCCGCCGAGGAGCUGAGCGCCUAUCGUGCCCUGCUGGCCGGCAAGGCCGCCGUCCUGGCCCAGCAGCGCAGCCUGGACGAGCGGGUCCGGCUCCUUCAGGACCAACUCGACGCUGUCAGGGGCGACCUUGGCCAUCGCCCCCUGCCUCCCAGUUUGGCCUGGCCCCCAGAGACCCGUCUUCCAGAUAAACCGCCCUUCCUUCCGCCCCUCGUCUAAUUACAGGCGGUGGGGGUGGGAAGCACUGCCUCUGCCCCUCACCCCCAUCACUGGGGGUGACUCUGGUUGAUUUGGUGCUUUUCCCUUGCGGGGAGGGGGAAGACCCAGGUGGGAUCUUCCCAGGAUACUUCUAAGUAUUUUCAUGUAGCCUUACCCAAGUCUUGUGGAUUAUUUGGUUAUUAAUUUAUGGAUUUUUAAAACUGCAGUAUUCCCCCCUUUUUGUGAGGAGAGAGGCUCUGUCUGCGUUGGUAUUAGGCAGAGGAGACAAAUCAGAGGAGCAUCUCAACUUAA